Messenger RNA from Metarhizium acridum CQMa 102, 609 nucleotides. Lineage: Eukaryota; Fungi; Ascomycota; Sordariomycetes; Hypocreales; Clavicipitaceae. The record is from RefSeq and is a predicted model, not a curated record.
AUGUGGGAAGCUGUCGAGUUCUGGGAAGGCAACUUUGCCAACGAAUUCAACUCGUCCACCAAGUAUCGCGGCCCGCCAACUCUAGAGCGCGAGCGCGCUUGGAACGACCUCUGGCACUACACGCCCAAGUCAAAGGCAGCGACCCUGCCAAUCCGCAAUUCGGUGCCACGAUCGAGGUCUUCCACCAACUGCAUUGUCUGGUACGUCCUUUUCCCUUGCUCUCCUCCUCGGCAUACCGUGAUCUGCGCUGCGCGCACUGCCACGGCGUUGUCGGCUCAGACCACCGAAUGGAACCAUGGCCGCUUACUCGGCGACCAGAACGUGUUGCGCCAGUACUCGUGGCCGAUGGACAAGUUCGACCAGUCCUGGGGAGACCUCUAUCCGGCCAUGCUGCAGGACCCAGAGACGGGGCGCACGCACGUCGACCACUGCAUCGAAGCCCUCCGGCUCUCGCUCAUGUGCGCCGGUGACAUCACGCCCGUGCUGUUCCUCCACGACGAGGCGAGCCCGCUCGGGGUCAGAGCCGACUUUAACGUUCACCACAAGUGCCGCACCUUUGACAAGCUCGUGGACUACGUGAAGAAGAAUGGCGUCGAGCUGGCUACCUGA